Messenger RNA from Ilyonectria robusta, 1083 nucleotides. Its product is annotated as Intradiol ring-cleavage dioxygenase. Gene Ontology annotation, biological process: catechol-containing compound metabolic process. The record is from RefSeq and is a predicted model, not a curated record. The transcript has 2 exons. Lineage: Eukaryota; Fungi; Ascomycota; Sordariomycetes; Hypocreales; Nectriaceae. The coding region runs from base 91 to 1083 and encodes 330 amino acids. Gene Ontology annotation, molecular function: catechol 1,2-dioxygenase activity; ferric iron binding.
AUCUACAGCUUCUUGAAUUGCUCGCACGCCAAAUUUCCAUAACGAGCUCCCACGAAUCGAUCAGCAUCUCUUAUACACCACCAUCGCAAAAUGAGCCACUCACUUCCUGCGAAAGAUCUCACAAUAGACAACAUCACAGAGAACGUGCACGCAAUAAAUUCAAGUUGCGAUGAUCCACGCUUGCGCUUUCUCCUCGAGAGACUUGUCACGCACCUCCACGACUUUGCUAGGGAGACGCGACUAAGCACGCCUGAGUGGGAGAAGGCGAUCAAAUUCCUCACCGACGUGGGACAAAUCUGCACCGACGUGCGACAGGAGUUUAUUCUCCUGUCCGAUGUUCUGGGCCUCUCGCUUCUUGUUGAUUCGAUUGACCAUCCCAAGCCCGAAGCUUCAACAGAAGGCACUGUGCUUGGACCGUUUCACACACACGAGGCUGAACACGCACCCAAUGGCGCACUCAUAUCCCAUGAUCCAGAUGGCGAACCCAUGUUGGUAGUGUGUUCUGUCAAGGACACGCAGGGCAACCCAGUUGUCGGGGUCAAUAUUGACGUCUGGGAGACAGAUUCCAAAGGCUUCUACGAUGUCCAACACGCCGACCGCGCGGGUCCAGACGGUCGUGCCGUUGUAAAGAGCGACGAAGAUGGCAUGUUCUUCUUUCAGGCCAUCGUCCCAGUUCCGUAUCCAAUCCCAAACGAUGGGCCCGUCGGGCAGCUAUUGGGGGUGCUGAAUCGCCACCCGUACCGUCCAAGCCACUUUCACUUUAUGUUUGACAAGCCUGGAUAUGAUAAACUCAUAACGGCGCUCUAUCUUCGCGGUGACCCAUACGAGAGAUCAGAUGCUGUUUUCGGAGUCAAGGAAUCCCUUGUCAUCGACCUGGGGACCGUCUCGGAUGUUGAAGGCUUGGCUGAGAAGCACGGCGUUUCCCCUAGCACGAAAUUGCUGCAAUAUGAUUUUGUGUUGGUCGGGGAAGACGAAGUACGAAAACUCCGCGACGAGAAGGCACGGGAGGCAAUUGAGAAGCAGGGUGCUACGGGUAUUCGAGUAGUAAACGGGACUCUCAUCCCGGAGAGUUAUUGUCAAUAA